Molecule: messenger RNA, 1128 nt
Organism: Haliotis rufescens (red abalone)
Lineage: Eukaryota; Metazoa; Mollusca; Gastropoda; Lepetellida; Haliotidae
Product: IQ motif and ankyrin repeat domain-containing protein 1-like
Exons: 5
Coding region: 56-670 (204 amino acids)
Source: RefSeq, a predicted model, not a curated record
GCUCGAUAUUUGACUUGAAGCUAGUUGACACAUUAGUCUUACCACAACGCAAAACAUGCCGCCUAAAAAGGUCACCGCUUCGAAAACGUCGUCUAAACCUGUUAAAUCCAAAGGAACCACCACCAAUACUCCGGCGAAGAAAGCAGAGAGUAAAAAAGCUGAGGCAGCGGCCGCCCCUCCACCGAUGCCGCCGGUGACGACCAUCAGUUUCAAGGGGCUCAGUAAACUGACGGAAGAAGCGAACAGCAAAGAUCCCAAAAAAUGGCCCCUGAUCAUCGACCUCCAGGGAAACGUGGCCACCUUCUUCAAGUACCGCGAUGCUAACGUCUUGCAGGCUGAGCUUCCAGGAGAUCUGAGUGCCGACAAAGUCAGAACAGCACUGAUAGGUGCACUUAGGUUCGGCAAACCACUGGUGCUGGAUAUGGCGUCUCAUGACAUCAGAGAGGUGGAGAUGGUGAAUGACGUUCAGACAAACCUGCUUGAUUCCCUUCUGAACAAGACGCUCCUCGAGGAUGAAAGAUACCUGACUCUUAUCAAGGACGAGGACGAGAAGGAGUACCACAACUCGGCCUACUACGCUACGGAGAGGUUCGGCUUCGUUGUCAUCACCACCAACCCCAGCCCCAACACCCUCAUCGCCGCCAAAAUGACCUGCUUCCAGGUGGAAUGACGACAACAACCACGGGUCACUGACCUCAGCAUGGGAGAUUAUGUUGUGCGUUUGCUGUUUACCUCAUGGUUGUUCGUCCGGAGUUUAGCUGUACAGAGCAUGGAGGUCAUGUAGAGAAUGUGAAACCCAAAAUGAAAUCUGUUCGUGGUGAAAUCUUCAUUCAUCGACCAUUUGAUAGUAUUAUGAGCAGGGUUCGAUGUGGCACUCUGCCAUUAUAUAUAUAACUUGGUAGAUUUACUCCCCGUAUAAGAGUAUGUAAACUUUGUUGUAGUAACCUUGUUGAAGACAAAAUACAUUUUCUUGGUGUUUGUACUAUUUUCUCAUACUUGAAGUUUAGAAUAGGUCUUUUGUAACCCAUGCUUGUCGUAAGAGGCAACUAUGCUUGUCGUAAGAGUCAAUGAACGUGAUCGGGUGAUCAGGCUCGCUGACUUGGUUGAUGCAUGUCGUCGUAUCUCAAU